UCGACUUCAGUCUGAGGCUGUUGAUCGCCGCCGGCGGACUUGGUCGCGCAUUACCCGAUUCAAAACCGCUCCAAAACCGAUCUGUCGAUCCGACUACCCAGUUCGAUCCGACUCGCGUUCUGUAUAUUUUUUUGCAGUUGUUAAAUGAUAUAAUUGACGCGUAACGGAUGUAAAGCGAUUCCAACAUGACGGAUAAGGAAAAUGAAAUACAGCCCGCGGCUGAACCCGUGGCCGAGCCUGCGCCUUCUCCAUCGGCGGAGAUCGCUCCUGCGGAUUCCUCGCCGAAGCCUUCGGUUGUAGAAGACUCCACCCCGAUUGCUGUGCCAGUAGAAGAGCCUACCCCGACUGCUGCGCCCGUAGAAGAUGUUACGCCGACGUCUGCGGUCUUCGAGGAAAGCCAACCCGCCGCCGAGAGCAAUGGCAAGGCGCUGGUGGAGGACAGGAAGCUGCCCGUCCCCGCGGAACCCCUGAAGAACGGCAAGGAGCCGGAGCAGAAUGGCAAGGAGCUGCAGGAGGUCAGCGACUUCAAGAACGUAUCCGAGGCCGAGGGCCAGCAGAAGAAACUUCCCUACCCCAAAGCCGUAUUCUUCAUCAUCAGCAACGAGUUCUGCGAGCGCUUCAACUACUACGGAAUGAGAACUGUUUUGGUCCUGUAUCUGAGCCGAGUGCUGGGCUACUCCGACGACACCGCCACCGUGGUCUUCCACAUCUUCACCAUGUUCGUGUACUUCCUGUGCGUCUUCGGCGCCAUCAUUUCGGACUCCUGGCUGGGCAAAUUCAAGACGAUCCUGUACCUGUCAAUGGUGUACAUAUGUGGCUCGGUGCUGCUGACCCUCGGAGCCAUCGGACCACUCAACCUGCCCAUCGAGACGUUCACGAUGCUGGGACUGGCGCUCAUCGCCCUCGGAUCGGGUGGCAUUAAGCCGUGCGUGUCGGCCUUCGGCGGCGAUCAGUUCAAGGUGCCGGAGCAGGUUAAGCAGAUCACCUCGUUCUUCUCGCUCUUCUACUUCUCGAUCAACGCCGGCUCGCUGAUCUCGACCACGGUGACCCCGAUCCUGCGCGAGGAUGUCUCCUGCUUCGACGACAUCAACUGCUAUCCGCUGGCCUUCGGCGUGCCCGCCAUCCUGAUGAUCAUCUCGGUGAUCGUCUUUGUUCUGGGCCGAUCCCUCUACAAGAUGAAGCCGCCGGCGGGCAACAUGGUGGUCCUGGUGAGCAGCACCAUCUGGACGGCCCUGACGACCAAGUGCAAGGAGAAGAAGACCAAUCCGCGGGAGCACUGGCUGGACUACGCCGACGCCAAGUACGACCGCCAGCUGAUCGACGACGUGAAGGUCCUGAUGCGGGUGCUCUUCCUCUACCUGCCGCUCCCCGUCUUCUGGGCACUGUUCGACCAGCAGGGAUCGCGAUGGACCUUCCAGGCCACCCGGAUGGACGGCGACAUGGGCUCGUGGAACAUCAAGCCCGACCAGCUCCAGGUGCUCAAUCCGCUGCUCAUCCUGCUCUUCAUCCCGCUCUACGAUGUGGCAUUCUAUCCCGUUCUGCGGCUCGUCGGCAUCCGCCGUCCGCUGCAGAAGCUCACCAUGGGCGGCAUCCUGGCCGGCAUCGCCUUCAUCAUUUCCGGUGUGGUGGAGCUGAACCUGGAGAAAACCUAUCCCGACCUGCCCUACAGCCAGAACGUCCAGGUGCGCAUCUUCAACCCGGCGAACUGCCCCUACACCUUCACCUCCAACCUGGAGGGUCUGCAAAGCGUGGCGGUGCCCGCGCUGGGUGUGUUCACCAACAAGGAGGUCUACGUGUCCGGCUCCUUUGACCUCCAGUACAGCCUGACCAGCACGGACGCGGCCUGCUCGAUAAACGUCGCCGGGGAGAGGCACACGCUGACGGACAAGACGGCCUGGUCGCUGUUCCUCAAUCCGCAGAACGUCACCACUCACUACUGGGAGGAGGACUUUGUGGACAAGCCGAGCGAGAGCUACCCGCUGGUCCGGAACGUGGCCAACGUGCCGCAGGGCCUGUCGAUCAAGUGGCGCAGUGUCUCCAAGGGCGAGGUGGCCUACGAGGAGUUGGCCAGCCAGACGCUGCUCACCCGCGUGAACUCCGGGGAGUACGAUGUCCUGGUGGGCGACAACUCAAUCGGAACGUUCGAUGUCCACACCGGCGGAGUGUACACGCUCCUGAUCGCCACCGACGCCAGCGGGGAGUAUGUGCCCGAGUUGCUCGUGCUCACGGAGCCCAACUCGAUGAACAUCCUCUGGCUGGUGCCGCAGUACGUGGUGAUGACCCUCGGCGAGGUGAUGUUCUCCGUGACCGGACUGGAGUUCUCCUACGCCCAGGCGCCGCCGAGCAUGAAGAGUGUCCUGCAGGCCUGCUGGCUGCUGACGGUGGCCUUCGGCAACGUCAUCGUGGUCAUCAUCGCCGAGGCGGCUCUGUUCGAGUCGCAGGCCAGCGAGUUCUUCCUCUUCGCCGGCCUCAUGUUCGCCGACAUGCUGCUCUUCAUGGUGAUGGCCUACUACUACGUGCCCAACGACCCCAACAAGGUCGAGGAGGCGCAGCCCCUGACGGGGGGCGACGCCAAGUCCGAGAUCCCGCCGCUCGAGGGUGGGGUCGAGAACAAGGGCAAGGACAUCGACGAGUAGGAUCCCGGAUCCCGGAUCCCGGAUUGAGGAUGUAGGAUGCAGGAUGUCCUGCUCGCUCGUGCGUUGUGUAUUAUAUGUAUUUGUAGAUCUGUUUACGUGAAUCCUUAGUGGCCUCUGUCCAUUCCCAAACUAAGUGUAAGUGAGCUCUGACCGGGCGUUGUUGCAAAUGACAAGACAUCCGUCUGGUUAAUCAAAUAAAAGAAAACUACCGAUAUAA
This is a messenger RNA of Drosophila ficusphila, 2853 nucleotides long. Its product is annotated as peptide transporter family 1. Gene Ontology annotation, biological process: transmembrane transport; oligopeptide transport. Gene Ontology annotation, molecular function: dipeptide transmembrane transporter activity. Lineage: Eukaryota; Metazoa; Arthropoda; Insecta; Diptera; Drosophilidae. The transcript has 6 exons. Gene Ontology annotation, cellular component: membrane. The record is from RefSeq and is a predicted model, not a curated record. The coding region runs from base 186 to 2636 and encodes 816 amino acids.